UAGUUGCCGCAGUGGUAGACGGGAAGCUGAUUUCUGCUGUUCAGGCUGACGACGAGUUCCAGAGUGAACCUUGAAAACCCGUAACGAUGUCGUACCCAAAUACUCUUGGGGCUCGCCAAGCCCUUCAGGAACACGUUUUGGCAGUUUCCAGGGACUUCAUUUCCCAACCACGACUUACUUACAAAACAGUGUCUGGUGUAAACGGUCCAUUGGUUAUUUUGGACGAGGUGAAAUUCCCAAAGUUUGCUGAAAUUGUGCAAUUGAAGCUUGCCGAUGGCUCAGUCCGUUCAGGUCAGGUGCUCGAGGUCUCAGGUUCAAAGGCGGUUGUUCAGGUGUUCGAAGGUACCUCUGGAAUUGAUGCAAAACAUACGCUCUGCGAAUUCACUGGAGACAUUCUUCGUACUCCCGUUUCGGAGGAUAUGUUGGGGCGUGUCUUCAAUGGUUCUGGAAAACCCAUUGACAAAGGACCUCCCAUCCUAGCUGAGGAUUAUCUCGAUAUUCAGGGACAACCCAUCAAUCCUUGGUCCCGUAUUUAUCCCGAGGAAAUGAUCCAGACCGGUAUCUCUGCCAUUGACGUAAUGAACUCCAUUGCCCGUGGCCAAAAAAUUCCUAUCUUUUCGGCUGCUGGUCUCCCGCAUAAUGAAAUUGCUGCGCAAAUUUGUCGGCAAGCUGGUCUGGUCAAAUUGCCUGGAAAAGAUGUCCUUGAUUCCCACGAGGACAACUUUGCCAUAGUUUUUGCAGCUAUGGGUGUUAACAUGGAAACUGCUCGUUUCUUCAAGCAAGACUUUGAAGAAAAUGGUUCUAUGGAGAAUGUGUGCUUGUUCUUGAACUUGGCCAAUGACCCGACAAUUGAACGUAUCAUCACUCCUCGCCUUGCCCUAACAGCUGCUGAAUUCUUGGCUUAUCAAUGCGAGAAACACGUACUGGUUAUUCUUACUGACAUGUCGUCCUACGCCGAGGCUCUCCGUGAAGUAUCUGCCGCUCGUGAGGAAGUACCUGGACGUCGUGGUUUCCCAGGUUACAUGUACACGGAUUUAGCCACCAUUUACGAACGUGCUGGACGUGUAGAGGGUCGUAACGGAUCCAUUACUCAAAUUCCAAUUCUUACUAUGCCCAACGACGACAUUACCCAUCCUAUUCCCGAUUUAACCGGUUACAUUACCGAGGGACAGAUCUACGUAGAUCGUCAACUUCACAACAGACAAAUCUACCCGCCGGUGAACGUACUUCCGUCUUUAUCUCGUCUUAUGAAAUCUGCCAUUGGCGAAGGCAUGACCAGAAAGGAUCACUCCGACGUUUCCAACCAGCUGUAUGCUUGCUAUGCCAUUGGUAAAGAUGUGCAGGCAAUGAAGGCUGUCGUAGGAGAAGAAGCUUUGACCCCUGACGAUCUUCUCUACCUCGAGUUCCUGACCAAAUUUGAGAAGAACUUCAUCUCGCAGGGCAGUUACGAGAACCGCACGGUAUUUGAAUCCCUCGAUAUCGGGUGGCAACUGCUCCGUAUCUUCCCCAAGGAAAUGUUGAAACGUAUUCCAGCAUCUACUUUAGCCGAAUUCUACCCAAGAGAUUCUCGUCAUUAGACAUCGUGUAGGUUCCUAAAAUCUGAGCUAGUAACAUCUUCACAGCCAAUCCUUAUCGUACGUACAAACAUCAAAAGAAAUUCGUUGUCAUGAACAAAAUGCAUCACGAGAAGCUAUCGGCCAGAGCGUGACAAGGUCUGUGUUAUAUCAUGUAAAAUACCAAAAUAUCUUUUGAGAUCUUAAUAUCUUCGCGUUCACUCGAAUGUUGAUGAUGACGUUUCCGAUAUAACUAUUGUAGUAUGAAGUUUUUGAAUAUCGUGUGUCUUUAAAAAUGUGAGCAAUUACAAAAGUAGUCCGCCUACACGAAAAAAAGAUUGACAAAAAAAUACGAAAAAAAAGGGACAAAAUUCAAAAAUGCAAUUAACGAAAAUAGAACCGAUAUAAUACACACAAUCCAGUAAUACGCGAAAUAAGACAAUAUUGUAAAUGUUUUCUUCUGUCAUAAUAUUAAAUAUACAUACUAUAUUAUUAAUAAAUUUAGGGUUUUAGAUAAAUCGUACAUAUUUCAUGUAGCUGUAGGUAUUAACUAUUAGUACGUAAAUAUGAAAAAUUGAUAUCGGCCAUCUAUGCUUUUGAAUAAGUCUCAGAGUGAUUUUAAAAGACACCAGAGACAAAGCUACUGAAUCGAGGAUUACAGAGAAAUCACUGCGGCUAACACCAAGGCCAGAAAUGUUUAUCGUCCGAUAAAAAAAAUGCUGCGCACAAGAUCCUGGCUUCUAUGUAUUCCUCUUACGAUGAGAGAAAGUCCAUCUUUAUUACAAGUAAAUGUUACGAUGAUCAAGGUUUCGAAAUGAGCUCAUGGUACGAGGUAAUCUACAAAGGUUCAUGUAAAUUGUAAUAUAUUAUUCGCAGUAUUGUAAAAAUGUUAGCUAAUCCAGUCCACUUGAAUUAAUUUAAACCCAAGGGUUCAUAUGGCGUAAAUCAUUCGAGGCACAAAUUUAAUUACAUUCCAAACAUAAGAACUUUGAAAAGAGAAAAAUUAUUUAUGGCAAAUUAUUUCCUAAAUUCUUAACCCUGCAGAAUGUUAUUGUUGUUACAACUUUGAGAUGCUUCAGAUGAAACGCUAAAAUUAAUUUCCUUACACAUAUAUUAUACGAAAUGGAAAUACAUUUUCUAUCGAUUCAUGAAAAUCAUGUAGUUUACUUGUAAGGGAAAGUAAAAACAAUAAAAUAAUCGAUGAGUUGAACACGAACAUAUGAAUCACUUAAACUAGUUUCUACGAAAUUUAAUCACUUGGAAGAUUCUAAUUAACUUUGGAUUGUCAGAAACAAAUAAAAUACACUGUUUUGCUGUUAAACAAA
This is a messenger RNA of Athalia rosae (coleseed sawfly), 2878 nucleotides long. It is a transcript of the gene Vha55, whose product is annotated as V-type proton ATPase subunit B. Gene Ontology annotation, molecular function: proton-transporting ATPase activity, rotational mechanism; ATP binding. The record is from RefSeq and is a predicted model, not a curated record. Gene Ontology annotation, biological process: ATP metabolic process; proton transmembrane transport. The coding region runs from base 87 to 1577 and encodes 496 amino acids. NCBI's taxonomy places the organism in Eukaryota, Metazoa, Arthropoda, Insecta, Hymenoptera, Athaliidae. Gene Ontology annotation, cellular component: proton-transporting V-type ATPase, V1 domain. The transcript is spliced from 4 exons.